Molecule: messenger RNA, 1915 nt
Organism: Vigna unguiculata (cowpea)
Lineage: Eukaryota; Viridiplantae; Streptophyta; Magnoliopsida; Fabales; Fabaceae
Gene: LPAT5
Product: lysophosphatidyl acyltransferase 5
Cellular component (GO): endomembrane system
Molecular function (GO): acyltransferase activity
Source: RefSeq, a predicted model, not a curated record
UUUUGGAGGCUUUUCUUUCACCAGUACUGUGUGUUGUUAAACUCGAAACAUCAGUAGUGGUGAUGAGAGUACUAUUAUUGAAGGAAGAACACUCUCCUACCCACAUUCUACACUUUACUUCUAACUUCUAUCCAAUCUCACUGUUCAACCAAACCACUGCAACCUCAUUUUUUCACCUUGUGUUUUGUUGAUCUCACUCACUGUCUUUCUGGGGCCGAAAAAAUGCCACAACAUUGAUCAAAGGGGUUUCCAUGAAGCCUUAUUGCAAGGAUCACCAGAAAUAAAGGACAAGGAAAGAUGCCGUCUAGUCAUACAUUUGGAUGUGCAUUCAUUCUGUGCCAAAAUUGUCAAAAAUCAUUCUCUUAUUGAGUCAUCAACUACAAGGACAAAACAGCUGGCAGAGUCCAGCUGUUUUUGUCAGCUUCACUACCAGAAACCCAGUUGCCAGAGCAAUUCUUUCUGUUUUGCCAAUCCAGGAUCAUUGAUAUCUCAUAUCAUAUUUGGUCAAUUGAUUGAGGAGGCAAUUCUGGAAGAGGCAGUGCAGUAUUUUCCUCUUGUAUUCUGUGAUUGCUUCUGAUAUAGGAUAUGGCUGUUCAUACACCUCCAAGUUCAUGUUUUGGAGCUAAGAAGUAUCAGGCUCUAGCACCAUUGAGAAUUUUAAGGGGUCUGGUGUGUCUACUGGUUCUGCUUUCAACAGCAUUUAUAAUGUUAGUGUUCUUUGGCUUUAUAAGUGCUGUUAUAGUUCGACUUCUUAGUGUCCGUUACAGCAGGAGAGCAACUUCCUUUUUCUUUGGUGCUUGGCUUGCCUUGUGGCCCUUUCUGUUUGAAAAGAUCAACAAGACUAAGGUUGUGUUUUCUGGAGACGAUGUUCCUUGUAGAGAACGGAUCUUACUGAUCGCGAAUCAUAGAACCGAGGUUGAUUGGAUGUAUUUAUGGGACCUUGCCUUGAGGAAGGGAUGCCUUGGAUACAUAAAAUAUAUACUUAAGAGCAGCUUGAUGAGACUUCCAGUUUUUGGUUGGUCAUUUCACAUACUAGAGUUCAUCCCAGUGGAAAGAAAGUGGGAGGCAGAUGAAUCAAUCAUGCGCCAUAUGCUUUCAACAUUCAAGAAUCCACAAGAUCCUCUCUGGCUUGCUCUUUUCCCAGAAGGCACUGAUUUUACUGACCAAAAGUGCCUUCGGAGUCAAAAAUAUGCUGCUGAACAUGGGUUACCAGUUCUGAAAAAUGUUCUACUUCCAAAGACAAAGGGCUUCUGCGCCUGCUUGCAAGAGUUGAGGGAAUCUCUCACUGCAGUUUAUGAUGUUACCAUUGGCUACAAAAACCGCUGCCCUUCUUUCUUGGACAAUGUCUUUGGGGUGGAUCCUUCUGAAGUUCAUAUACAUAUUCACCGCAUCCCCAUCGAUACUAUCCCAGAAUCUGAAACUGAAAUGUCCACUUGGUUGAUAAAUAGAUUCCAGUUGAAGGACCAGUUGCUUUCAAAAUUUCAAGUCCAAGGUCAGUUUCCUGAUCCAGCAACACAAAGGGACCUGUCUAGUGUGAAGAGCAUUUUGAACUGUAUGACAAUUGUUGCCGUGACAGGCACAUGCAUGUACUACAGUUUUUCCUCUGUCUGGUUUAAACUUUAUGUGUCUCUAGUCUGUGCUUAUUUGGUUCCAGCCACCUAUUUCAAUAUUCGGCCACAGCCCAUUCUUAGCCUCUUGAAGAUGAGAUCAAGUUGCCACCUUUCAAAUACAUGAAUAGUUGGAAGGUACUGUCUUUUGUUGUAUGACUGCUGUUAUAGUAUACAAGUAUGGAACUUGAUAUUACCACGUUUUGGCUUAUUGUUCUCAUUGCUCAAGCAUAAUUUGCAACUUCACAGGUCUUAUGUUUUUUAUACCACCUCUUUCCUGUUUAAUAUGUAACAAGUUUUUGUCACAA